AUGGCGACUUGGAUGGAAAAGGAACAAUUUGCGUCCCAAGUGGGCGACGCGGACUUGGAAGCCCAAGCCCCCAACCCCGCGGAAUUUCCCCUGCGGACAAAGGAAGGCAUUAGCUAUUGGAUCGGAGAGCACCAUAUUGACUGGGAUGAUGAAUUCAGAGACCGAAGCCUACCCACUGAAGUGGACGUGGCCAUUAUCGGCAGCGGAAUCACUGGCGCUACAGUGGUCCACGAACUGUGCAAGGCGCGACCUGGCCUCCGAGUCGCCGUCCUGGAAGCUCGCGGAAUCUGUACAGGAGGAACUGGAAGGAAUGGCGGGCACCUUUGCCGACCGGAGGCCUUUGAUAUUCGUGAGCUAGCGGCCACUUUUGGCGUCGAGGAUGCGGUACGACUACGCCAGUUGAUGCUUGUCAACCGGGACAUGACUUUGGAUGUUGUGGCCGAGCUGGGAGUUGCCGAUGAAAUUGACCUUCGCCUAGACGGUACGAUUGUAGUUUUCAAGACGGCGGAACAACGCGAAGCCUACGCGGAAGAUUUGAAAUUUGGCAUCGAACAUGGCCUCCGUCAUGAAGGUUACCUGCUGACCCCUGAGGAGGUCCUUCAAAGAGUAGAUAUUCCACCUACAUUAGCGGAGAACGGAGCUGCUUUCAUCGAAAAGUCGGGGACCUUGUACCCUCGAAAACUAGUCCACGCCAUGCUCAAACACGCGAAGUCGCAAAUGCCCUCUCUAACGCUUCAUCCAUAUGCACCAGUCUCGAAUGUCUCUUAUGAUGCGAACGCUGCAAGCUACAAAUACACAGUAACAACUGGAAAAGGCUCCAUCUCUGCACGCUGCGUCUUCCACGCAACGAAUGCAUACGCUAGCCACCUUCUUCCUCCCUUGAAAGGCACCAAGGGCGUGUUUGCUGCUAAAUGUCAUGUGAUGGCGGUCCAACCGAAUGUUCCCAGUCGACCCGAACUGAAACCUGGAUUCGGGUACGAUGAUAUGUGGCAGUGGAUGAUCCAGAGGAAGAACGGAGGCCUUUUUCUCUACGGCGACUCUACGGCUGAGUUUAUAGGCGAUUUUGACGACUCUGUCACACUUCCCGAGACUCACCCGGUUCGUAAAAAUAUGUUCGACUUUCUCGAGACAAUGUUUCCCAGCUUUUUUGAGAAUAUUGAUUCAAAGGAUGUGACCUAUGACUGGACGGGUAUUCUAGCAUUUACGAACAACGGGGCAAGUAUCGUUGGCAGGCCGUACAAGGAGCGCAAGGGUGAGUUCAUGUCCGUGGGACACAAUGGAGAGGGGAUGACUCGGUGCGUAUCCUGCGCAUCGGCUUUGACAGGGGCUCUGAUUCAAUAUCUGGAUGGGAAUCCGGAGACUUGGGUUGCCCCUACUUGGCUUCCUAUAGGAUUUCGUCGGAAUAUCUGA
Talaromyces marneffei is the source of this 1410-nucleotide messenger RNA. RefSeq lists its product as uncharacterized. The record is from RefSeq and is a predicted model, not a curated record. The transcript has 2 exons. Gene Ontology annotation, molecular function: oxidoreductase activity. Gene Ontology annotation, cellular component: cytoplasm. The coding region runs from base 1 to 1410 and encodes 469 amino acids. NCBI's taxonomy places the organism in Eukaryota, Fungi, Ascomycota, Eurotiomycetes, Eurotiales, Trichocomaceae.